UCGGACGGGGCCGACGCAGACCAGCUAUCGUCUUGUACACCCUGCUGGCCACGUGCAGAAUCUGUCUAGCAAACGACAGGGGAGAGGGGGAAAGGAGAGAACGAAAGAGCAUGGCGAUGAGCAAUUCGCCCUUUCGGCCCGCCGCCUCCCUCUCGGUACAUUCGACCCCCACUACACCGGCCGCUGGCGCCGCUGCUGCCCAACAAGGCGUCAUUCGCAGAACCGGCUUCAAAGGGCGCAGCAGCCUCGGCUCUUCUUCAUUCACGCACGGCAAUUCGCCCCUGGCAACGAGCGGCACGACAAUCGGCGCGAGCAACGGUGCAGCCGCCAGCGUUUUCACCGCGUCGUCCAAGAGGGAGGGCACGGCUUCCACUACUGGGUCUGCUGUCCGACAUACAGCCUCUUUCACAGCAAAUGUGGUGGCAGCUACAGGCACCGUUGCCACGGCAAGUUCAGGAUCAGGCUUUCUCAAUGCAAGCCCAAGGAAUGUAGGAGAUGGAAAUCGAACCCACAGUGCGCUGGUCAAAGUGCAUCCUCAUGGCCAAUCGGCUAAAACGGAUCUACGCCCUCUCGCUGCUCUCGACACAUGUGCUGCUGACAUACCUCCUCGCAAGCCUGUCCUCCUCACCCUUCGCACCUCUCUUAUCGCCACUGCGCUUCUUUUUCUUUGGUUAUCACAGCGAUGGAAGCGAAGGCGCUGGGCUGCUCGCUCCAAGUAAUCUUUUCACCACAGCUGCCAUCUGGUCACUCGGCGUACUGCCUCUUCUCGUCGCAGCCAAGUGGAGUGUCAACCGCGGCGAGCAAACGGAGACGGCCGCUUCAACCAAAGACUCACUGGGGCUAGCCAAAGCUUCUCCGGCGUCAUAUGCGGUCAACGUCCUUAUUUCCGGCAGGACGUUGGCCUCUGUGCUCUUGGCGUCGCUCUGCGCUUCAGUCUUUGCUCUCAGCAUUUGGCUCUGCCUUUUACUGUACAUGCCUGUUUCUGCCAAUUUUUCACCCUGGGAUGCCAGGCUUGAGGUCCCCAAACGACCUGGCCAGUUCCGCCCAAAUGAGCAUGUCUUCUACCUGCUCGUAUCUACUUUCUUCUUCGGAGGACUGUAUAGUCUGCUGGAUAGCCUCCUGGAGCCUCUUGCAGCUGCAAGGCGUCAAGGCGGAAGCGCCAAAAAAGGCGGAUGGUGGACGCUUUCCAUGCCAAGUUUUGACGCAGACUCGGUCGACACCUCCAUCUCGGCCAGGCUUUGCGAAACGCUCGUCGGCUCUCGUCGCCUUGUGCAGACCGCGGUGGUCAAGUCGCUCUUGACGAGCGCGGCGCAGCUGCUGCUGUACGGCCUGUUCCGUCGGUCGCUGUACAACGCCGUGCUUCACGCCAUCGGCUUACGCUCGCCACUGCGCGUUCUGCUCAUUCCCUCCUUCCGACACGUCUUUUUCACACCAACUUUCAUCAUAUCAGUGCUAGCGCUGCAUCUCGCUAUAGCGCUGACAUGGGCCGUCGCGCAGGGCUUGUGGCAGGUCUAUGCGACGCAUCCGGCAGCGCUCUCACAAUUUUCCAAAGACCCCACCAAAUGUCUGGUGCAGAGCUUACUCGGAACCUCAUCAUCACCGUCGCAAGGGUGCGGAUACUAUGCACACUUCGCGUUUGCGGAGCUGAGCAUGCUCGCACGCUCCGACGCAGUGCGGCGCAAAGCCAUCUUCCGCGAUCUUAGUGCAAUGGGUACGCGGCCGCUCGCGGCAAGACCAUUGUUUUCCGCUGCGACACCGACCAGUACACUGAGCAACAUGGGCGUCGCUACUAGUGGCAGCACCAGCGCGUUAGCCUCACCCAUUGGUACACCUCGCAGAGCGGCGUACUUGGCCGGCUCCAACAGCGGCAACGCGUGGAAUGUGGUUGUUGGGCAAUGUCUCCAGGUAUUGGAGAGGCAAAAGGCGUGGGCAGCGAGCAGGGGCACCCCUUCAACACCGCCAUCUGCGCCACAGAGCGGAGCAAAGGCCGACACCUCGUCUCAGGGCAGGGCGGUGACCACUUCGAGUCCACAGAUGAAGAGCAUGCUCAAGAGCUCUGACACCAAUAUCAUUCAGCAACCGCAUCUCACAGUGUGGGAUCGUCUGGCAGCAGAUGCGCAACAAGGUGCUUCUUCAGGGCCGAGCACACCCAAAGCCACCCUCUCUACAUCAUAUUCCAGCAGAAGUAUUACUGCUGCUGAUGAUGAUGAUGUGUCGCACAAGCUUGCACCCGCUGGAGGGUCCCUCACAGGCCAGGCUGCCUCGGCUGUCGCUCAAGGCUCUGCGAAAGUUAGUGCCAAAGCGCAAAUUGUGUCGCCUGUCCAGCGGAUCGACGCUAGCACCGUCGCGCGUGGUUUGCACAAGGUGUCGGUCAGCUUCUGGUCUGCGUUGCCGCCCGCACAGCGCAAGCGGCUCGCAUCCACGCCUGUCCUGCGCUCGCUAUCUGCCUUUGCGAGCUGGGCAUUUGAGCCAUCGCCUGCGCUCCUGGUGCGCAAUGAAGUAUUCACAGGAGCCGGCGGUGGAGGUGGAGACGAUGCGCUGUUCAUCUGGGCCACCGUGGCGCUGACGAGCCUGGCGACGGCGAGCUUACACGAGGAUGAGUACGGGACUGUGCAGAAAGACUUACCUGCCAUCGUUGUCAGCUGCGCCGAGACGCUCAAGGCGAUAGAGGAUUGGUGGCAUGUGAUCCUGCAAGACGCUCGAAAGAAAGAUCAGGCUCGCGAUGCUGAUGGCUCUAACCCAUCGAAUACGCCAAGCGAAGAGACUGAAGAAGGGCGGUUGGUGGCGCAGUGGCAAGCGAGCGUCGAACCGAGUCUUCUAGCGCUGAGAGAUGCAGUGAAUGGCAUCUUGACGACGUUCGAGUGCUAUCAGCUUGAUCUCAAGCAGCACGAGUGGGAGCUGGUUCGCAGCAUCACGAGCGUGAAGGCAGUCGACUCAACACAGCAGCAGUCGAAAAUGCGGGAGAUCGCUACAUAAGAAAACGAUGUACUUUUGCACUAAAAACCCGUCUUGCGUACUUGUUUGCUAUUAAUAUC
Molecule: messenger RNA, 3035 nt
Organism: Tilletiaria anomala UBC 951
Lineage: Eukaryota; Fungi; Basidiomycota; Exobasidiomycetes; Georgefischeriales; Tilletiariaceae
Exons: 2
Coding region: 496-2976 (826 amino acids)
Biological process (GO): nuclear pore organization
Cellular component (GO): nuclear pore transmembrane ring; spindle pole body
Molecular function (GO): protein-macromolecule adaptor activity
Source: RefSeq, a predicted model, not a curated record